AUGACACUCCGCAAGGGGGAGAGAGCGACCAUCAGCAUCCAGGAGCACAUGGCCAUCGACGUCUGCCCCGGCCCCAUCAAGCCCAUCAAGCAGAUCUCCGACUACUUCCCCCGCUUCCCGCGCGGCCUGCCCGCCGCCGCCAGCCGCCCCGCCGCCCCGCCGAGCCGCCCGCCCCUCAGCCCCGCCGAGCCGCCCCGCGACGAGGACGAGGACGUGGACCGGCUCUUCGGGGCGUACGGCGCCAGCGGCCCCGCCGAGCAGCCGGCCCCGCGCCCGGCCGAGGAGGAGGCGGCGGACGCCGAGGGCUACGAGUCCGACGACUGCACUACGCUGGGAACACUAGAUUUCAGUUUGCUGUACGACCAAGAAAACAAUGCUCUCCACUGCACAAUCAAUAAAGCCAAGGGCCUGAAGCCAAUGGAUCAUAAUGGUUUGGCUGAUCCAUAUGUCAAAUUGCACUUGCUCCCAGGCGCUAGUAAGGCUAAUAAGCUAAGAACAAAAACUUUGCGGAACACUCUGAAUCCCACCUGGAAUGAGACCCUCACUUACUAUGGCAUCACGGACGAGGAUAUGAUUCGCAAGACGCUAAGAAUUUCCGUCUGCGACGAAGACAAGUUCCGCCACAAUGAGUUCAUCGGGGAGACGAGAAUCCCGCUGAAGAAGCUAAAGCCCAACCAAACCAGAACCUUCAGCAUCUGCCUGGAAAAGCAGCUGCCGAUAGAUAAAACAGAAGACAAGUCCCUGGAGGAGCGCGGCCGGAUCCUCAUCUCCCUCAAGUACAGCUCCCAGAAGCAAGGCCUCUUGGUCGGCAUCAUCCGCUGUGCACACCUGGCUGCCAUGGAUGCCAACGGCUACUCCGACCCCUACGUGAAAACCUACUUGAAACCAGAUGAGGACAAGAAAUCAAAGCACAAGACAGCAGUGAAAAAGAAAACACUAAACCCUGAAUUCAAUGAGGAAUUUUGUUAUGAAAUAAAGCAUGGUGACCUGGCAAAGAAGACCUUAGAAGUCACUGUGUGGGAUUACGACAUUGGAAAAUCAAAUGAUUUUAUUGGUGGAGUAGUGUUAGGAAUUAAUGCCAAAGGUGAGCGGCUGAAGCACUGGUUUGAUUGCCUGAAAAACAAGGACAAGAAAAUAGAGCGCUGGCACACACUAACGAACGAGCUGCCGGGGGCCAUCCUCAGCGAUUGA
Messenger RNA from Emys orbicularis (European pond turtle), 1191 nucleotides. It is a transcript of the gene DOC2B, whose product is annotated as double C2 domain beta. The record is from RefSeq and is a predicted model, not a curated record. The transcript is spliced from 9 exons. NCBI's taxonomy places the organism in Eukaryota, Metazoa, Chordata, Testudines, Emydidae. The coding region runs from base 1 to 1191 and encodes 396 amino acids. Gene Ontology annotation, biological process: spontaneous neurotransmitter secretion; regulation of calcium ion-dependent exocytosis; exocytosis. Gene Ontology annotation, cellular component: membrane; synapse.